AUGGAGAACCCAUUCCAUAACCGUGUUGGCACGAUGGUCCGCAACAUUUCCAACAAGUUUAACGAGUACGAGGCGGUCGUGGAAGAGCACUUGACAAAGACACAAACACGAGUCAAAGACAAACUGAGAAGCAACAAGAAAUCACCCAAUGGAGUCGAACACGGCGAGGCCUCUCCAGCGAACCGUUUCUCUGUUGUCGGAGAGCAGUUAGCCCACACAUCCGGGCGACUGAGAGAUAGACUCAGCAGCCACGAACGAAACAUCUCCGAGAAAACAGCGCAUAUCCUGUCGAAAGCUGGCGUGUCCAAGAUGUUUCAUUCACUUCGUGAAGAGCUUCAUCGAGACACAGCAUCGACCGAGUCUUUUAAUGCAAAGAGGUCAGACGAUGACCCGAAGGGAUCAAUCGGCUCUCAAAAACCAGUUGAGGGGCUAAACGUGUCAAUUCUACACGGACGAUGA
Molecule: messenger RNA, 459 nt
Organism: Phytophthora nicotianae INRA-310
Lineage: Eukaryota; Oomycota; Peronosporomycetes; Peronosporales; Peronosporaceae
Exons: 2
Coding region: 1-459 (152 amino acids)
Source: RefSeq, a predicted model, not a curated record